Molecule: messenger RNA, 763 nt
Organism: Drosophila serrata
Lineage: Eukaryota; Metazoa; Arthropoda; Insecta; Diptera; Drosophilidae
Source: RefSeq, a predicted model, not a curated record
GUUAGCUCUAAAUUGAACCAAGCACUGAACAAUGUGGCUAACUCCGAUUUUGUUAAUAUAUCUAUCGGGUGUUUACGGCCUAAAACUGCAAAUCGAGAAGUUCUACUCCAAGUCCUUUGUGCCCGAGAACAUCCAUCUUUCCUAUAACAUUAUUCGCUUUGAAGAAAUUAACUUUAAUCUGACUGUGGAAGUGCCAUUUCCCGGGAAACUGCUUUUGCACAUUUUCGUGCGGAAACUCUCGGAUCAAUUUGGUGGUUCCGACCAGGUCGAUCUCGUUCGCUUCAGGAAUAUGGACGUGUGCAAGCUCCUUGAUUCGCUACGCAAUAUGACCGUGCAGGAGAUUCCGGGUGAAAGCCUUCUGCCCUCCACCUUUGUAAUUUCGUGUCCUUUUGUGCCCGGGUUUUACUAUGUGAAGGAUAGCACCGUCGAUGUUAGCCUGAUUCCCUUCCGAAUCCCGGAUGGCCGGUAUAUGGUACUCCUCGAGCUGAUUCAGGUGUACGAGGAAGUCAUGAAACUGGUUACCACCAGGAUCAAGUUUGCCAUGAGGAGACCACCAGGCUAUAAGGAACCAUCCUCUGAUUUUGAUAAUAGCGAUGAAGUAACAACAAAUCGUGAAGAAGAAAAAAAGGAGACUAAAGAUGAAACAGAAGGGGAGAAGGAACCUAACAAUGAAGACGAGGAGAAGGAAGAUAAGGAACCUAGCUCAGAGGUUACUUAUCAGAGUGAUGAUAACUAUGAGACUACUUCUGAUUAUGAAGAAUAA